CUGGAGGGACGUGGUAGCGAGUGACAGCACAGAGGGAACGGAGGGAUGAAAGGAAGGUUGUUUCUCGUUUAGAUAUGGGCUACAUCGCCCUGUCAACCUAACGAGUUAGUGUAACGGUACAACAAUGCCUUGGACAAAGUUUGGUUUCUCUAACUGUGUAUAUGUCUGAGUUAUUUCAAGUUUAAAAUGUGGGAGAUGGUGGUGUUGUCGAGAGCGAGGUCUCCUCCAGUUGUCCAGGACAAGAUGGCAGCAGUGCAGACAGAUGUACAUGUUAUGAGUACAUUAUAAGUAUAUAAAAUGUUAGGAGAAGCAUUGGAUCCCACCAACUGUUACUCUACGUGAAGGUAUGGCCUCACAAGUCUUGGUCUACCCACCACACGUUUAUCAAACUCAGACAAGUGCCUUUUGCAGUGUGAAGAAACUCAAAGUUGAACCCAGCAACUGUGUUUACCAUGAGAGGGCCUUCUCACUGACAUUUUUGAAUGGUAGAACCCUUGGCGUUGCACAACCAACGAAACUUGUGCCGACUUACAAGACACGAGAUUUUUCAGGUGGUAGACACCGCCGGCAGGACUUUCCAGUGCAGACCGCUGCAGUACGAGGUGUGCAACGGCAGACGCCCAGCGCAGCAGCGCCUCGAGAAAAAGGUGUCCCGUCACAGGGCAAAGAUCCAGAGCACACAGCCCAAGGCAGGAGGAGCAGCGGUGGAGCAACCAGGGCAACCGGAGGGGUCCGCGGCGAGGACAGCGGAAGCAGAGGGGGAGGGGCCAGAAGACCGGGUGACGGACGGGCUGACGGGGGAUUUGGAGAACACGCCUGUGGUUUCAACUUAGUCGACAGCUCCCAGAGAUGCGGGCUGAAACGUAAGAGCGAGGAGCUUGAGACCUUGAGCAGCGCCAUGCAGAUAGUGGAUGACCUGUCAAUGCUACCUGCAAUGUUGCAAACAAAUGUGGGAAAUGCGCCAGUUGCUGUCCCAGCAGCAGUGGGUGGAGGUCCCAUAAAGCAAGGGGCUGGUACUGGCAGCGGAGAUGGGGACUACCAGCUGGUGCAGCACGAGAUGCUUUGUUCAAUGAAGAACACCUACGAGGUGCUGGACUUCCUCGGCCGUGGUACCUUUGGACAAGUGGUCAAAUGCUGGAAACGAGGCACCAGUGAGGUGGUGGCUAUAAAGAUCCUAAAAAAUCACCCCUCGUAUGCGCGGCAGGGCCAGAUCGAGGUGGGCAUCCUGGCCCGUCUCAGUGGGGAGAAUGCGGAUGAGCAUAACCUGGUGCGGGCUUUCGAGUGCUUCCAGCACCGGAACCAUACCUGCCUCGUGUUUGAGAUGCUUGAACAGAACCUUUAUGAUUUCCUCAAGCAGAACAAGUUCAGCCCGCUGCCUCUAAAGGUGAUACGGCCUAUUCUUCAGCAGGUGGCUACAGCACUGAGGAAGCUGAAGGCUAUGGGUCUGAUUCAUGCUGAUCUGAAGCCUGAAAACAUCAUGCUUGUGGACCCUGUGCGACAGCCAUACCGUGUGAAAGUCAUAGACUUUGGCUCAGCCAGCCAUGUCUCCAAAGCAGUUUGCUCCACAUAUCUCCAGUCACGGUACUACAGGGCACCAGAGAUCAUUUUGGGUCUGCCAUUUUGUGAAGCCAUAGACAUGUGGUCGCUGGGUUGUGUGAUAGCUGAGCUUUUCCUGGGCUGGCCCCUCUACCCUGGGGCUCUGGAGUACGACCAGAUUCGCUACAUUUCCCAGACACAGGGCUUGCCAGGAGAGCACUUGUUAAAUGUGGGCACUAAGACGUCACGCUUCUUCUGCAGAGAGUCAGAUUCCCCUUAUGCAGCAUGGAGACUGAAAUCAACAGAGGAGCAUGAAGCAGAAACAGGAAUGAAAUCAAAAGAAGCCAGAAAGUAUAUUUUCAGCAGUUUGGAUGAUAUUGCGCAUGUAAAUUUAGUGAUGAAUCUGGAAGGCAGUGAUCUGUUGGCGGAAAAGGUGGACCGUGGAGAAUUUGUGGUCUUGCUGAAGAAGAUGUUGUUAAUAGAUGCAGAAAAGAGAAUAGUGCCUAGUGAUGCCCUCGACCAUCCCUUUGUCACCAUGCAGCAUCUGUUGGACUUUCCUCAUAGUAACCAUGUCAAAUCCUGUUUCCACAUCAUGGACACCUGUCGGUCACGUCCUGGCACAUACGAGGCCAUCAACCGCAACAAGGCUCCAUUCGCAAGGCCCAUCACCACAUCAGCACCCAACCUCACAGUGCCCUUCAGCAAGAUGGCUGGCGUGCAUACUCAGCCUUUAGCUCCAUCUGCUCCCUCUGUCAUGCACCCUGGUAUCCCACUACAAACAGGAAGUGGUCAGUUUGGGGACUCUUUUCAACAAACCCUGAUCCUCUGUCCCCCAACCAUACAAGGCCUCCCCCCAAACCCAAGUAAGCCAGUGGGAUUCUCUGUACGAAUGGAGAGCACAGUGCCCCUGGUGACCCAGGCUCCUGCCAUCCAGCCUCUACAGAUUAGACCAGGGGUCAUAACUCAGCAGACGUGGUCUAAUCGAGCCCAGCAGAUUCUGGUACCUGCCUGGCAGCAGGUGACCCCUGUGGCCCCUCCACCAACCACAUUGGCCUCUGACACUGUGGCAGGCCCACAGAGACUAGCAGACUGGGGGAAAGUUCGUCCUCAUGGUAACCAUUACAACACCAUAAUGCCCCACCCCCAGCCACUCCUAACCAGCCAAAUGGCCAUGUCCGCACACCAGCCAAUUAGCAUAGGUAUUGCUCAUGUGGUGUGGCCACAGCCAGCUGCUAACAAGAGAAAUAAACUCUGUGGAAACAGGAAUAAUUUCUUACACAACAGCAACACCCAGAACUCCACCUGCCAGUCCCCAAAGACAACUGAGAAUGGAAAAAACCCAGAGGAACAGGGGGAAGUGAAAGAUCAUUGCCCGCCACCAGAGUGCACGGUGGAGGCGGAGUUACAGUCGGUGCAGGAGGAAGAGGAGUCUGUGUGCUGUAAGGUGGAGCCAGAGCCGAAUGAACUGGACAUGUCUCAGAAGCAGAGGCAAGCUAUUACAAUAGCGGACACACCGAGCCCAACCAGUAGUGUGAUCAGCAUCAGCAGUGACACAGAUGAUGAAGAUGUGCAUGGAGCACAGAGGCAUUCACUAGAGUGCAAAGGCAGUCCAGAGUGUGAAGCAUGUCAGAACACUCUGAACAUGGAGCGUGUGUGCUCUCUCAGCAGCCCGGACUCCAGCCUCAGUACAAGCUCUUCAGCCUCGGUGCAGUCCAGCACCUCACCCUGCAAGAGGCCCAACAGCAUGUCUGAUGACGAGCGAGAGAGUGGCUGUGACACGGUGGAUGGCUCACCUGCCUCCGAUUGCUCCGGUCAAGUAGACAGCCCUUUCCUGGACAGCCGCUAUGUAACGGAUGGAAAUCAGAACUGCAAGGCUUCCACGGAGGUGGAAUCAGGCAAACCACCCGUACGGACUAUGGUGGUCCCACCCAUGAGAGUGCACAACAACAACGAACCCGUAGCCAGAACAGGUCGCAUACCUCUGGAUUAUGCAGCUAUAGUAGGUCAAAGAAGCUCGUACAGAGUCGUCAUUCCUGUCCAAAGGGCGCACAGGUACAGGCAGACAGACCCAGCACGCCCCCACAGCACUCCUAAACCGGCAGCAGAAGGUCACCUCCGGACCACAGCCCCAGCUGCCUCCACCUGCUUUUGGACAGGUCCAACAUUACAGCUCCUCCCACCAGGAGUGGAAUGGCAACUACAGCCACCGUCGACCUCAGGCCUUCAUCCCACCUACAGUACAUGGCCACACCUUCACAUUACAACAUGGAAGCCCCACCCACACUACGGCCCACCCUGCUCCUCCACACCUGGGUGUCCACCCCCACCCCCAUGCCCAGCACACCCUGCUCUCUUACCCCCCUUCAGGUCCUUUGGUGACAGCUGCCCCUAUGGCACACCUUCUGGCCUCCCCUGGAGCCACACGGAGUCAUGUUCUUCAGCCAGCCUACAGCCUGUCCCAUCCAGCCGGACAUUUGGUGCACCAGGUCACUGUGGGUCUCAACCCCCGCCUGCUACCAUCACCAACCCUCCACCCCCAGGGCCAGUUCAAGCCCCUCUUCCCCCCACACUCCUACAUUGCCUCACCCGCAUACACAGGCUUCCCCCUCAGUCCCACCAAACUCAGUCAGUACCCAUACAUCUGAGGCAUGCUUCUUGGCUCACUUGAAGGGGGCAGCCUGCCUGCACAGUUCCCUAGUUUUGGACCUUGGACCUAUAGCUGGACCCCUUAUAGGAACCACAAAACAUCUGGUUUUCAUCCCCAAAGCCAUGGCACAAGAGAGAAAGCAAACUAUUUUUCUGGGUCAUGUAAACUCGAGUGCAAUUGAACUUUGAGCUUUAACAAAAACAAACAAACAAAACAAAAAAAAAAAAGAAUUUUUGAAGGCAUUUGGCAAGUUGGUAAAAAAAAAGCAUAGAAAAAGCAAGUGUGGGAAAUAUAUAAGUGGAUGGUUAAUGGAAAACGUAGUGUGUUUUGCACAUUUUGUAUACCUUCACACCAGAUUUUCAAAUGAGUGCUCCUAAAAACAGGUUAAUAAUAACAGAAGGUGCCGAAAAGACAAAAAAAAAUAUCACAUGAUGAACCUUGGGCCCUAAUCUAUUUUUCUAUAAUGCCUUGUAACUUGUGCAAGACACAUCUUCGUUUGUAAAGCCACCCCAGUAUCCUGGCCAUGGCCAACAUACACAUGUGUCCACGUUGUGAUGUUCUGUGCGUUUCAAGUAUUUGUACUUUUCCUGGUGUCAUUGAUGUUUUCAGUGUUGAGUCAUGGAUUAGAGAAGUGGGUGUUACUCACGGUGCAUGUGUUCUUGCAUGAGCUGCAAAUGUUGAUCGAAGAGAUGCCUAGAUGUUGCUGUUAAUGUUACUGUCAUGACACGCUGCAUUGUUUAAAUUUGUCCCCAGCCAGAGUGCCUUAAAUAUUUGAAGUUGUUUGUUACUACUUACAUUAAUUCAUCUUAUUCAUAUUUUCUCGCUCGCUCGCUCUCUCACUCUCUCUCAUUCAUAUAUAUAUAUAUAUAUAUAAAAAAUGAAUGAGAGAGAAAGUGUGUGUGUGUGUGUGUGUGUGUGUGUGUGUGUGUGUGUGUGUAAAAAUGUAGUGGACUGCAGCACUUGAAAUUCGUAUCAGUCCAUGCAUUCUUUGUAUGUAUUAUGUAUACGCACAGGUGUAUUCUUUCAUGCAUAAAUUGGCAUGGAUAUAAUGCCCUGCAAUAGGCAGUGCUUUAUUUUUUAAUGCAGUGUAUAUUUGAGAAGUAGACAGUUACUUUUGUUCCAUAAGCAGAGGAUGGCAUGCUUUUGCUGUAGCGAAUGCUUGCUGUUCAGUUUCAAUAUUCGUUUUUGUUACCUUCCCCAAAUGAACUAGUGUACAAUGAGUAAGCAUUGAAUUCUGCGUAAUGUUUGAUAAUCAAUUUCUAUUUAGUAAAACCUCUUACUACUAACAGUAUUUGUACUGUUUAAUGAAACUGCAAUACAAUCUAAAUAGUUGUUGAUUUUUCUGAUGUCUGUUUUUAUUUUUAUUUUCUUGUUUGACUGGGUUGUUUUUUAUUCUUUCUAGAUGUGUAGAAAUGUAGUGGGCAUGGCUUUGACUAGGUGAAGACAAAAAUGCAAAUAAGCCUUUGAUUCUUGUAUGGAUUCAUCUUAGCCUGAAGAGACCGUGCAGUAUAGUGUGUGUGUGUGUGUGUGUGUGUGUGUGUGUGUGUGUGUGU
Messenger RNA from Electrophorus electricus (electric eel), 5736 nucleotides. RefSeq names its product homeodomain interacting protein kinase 3b (gene hipk3b). Gene Ontology annotation, molecular function: protein serine/threonine kinase activity; protein tyrosine kinase activity; ATP binding. Gene Ontology annotation, cellular component: PML body; cytoplasm; nucleus. Gene Ontology annotation, biological process: peptidyl-threonine phosphorylation; peptidyl-serine phosphorylation. NCBI's taxonomy places the organism in Eukaryota, Metazoa, Chordata, Actinopteri, Gymnotiformes, Gymnotidae. The record is from RefSeq and is a predicted model, not a curated record.